This is a messenger RNA of Capsella rubella, 809 nucleotides long. RefSeq lists its product as uncharacterized. Gene Ontology annotation, biological process: cytokinin biosynthetic process. The transcript has 2 exons. NCBI's taxonomy places the organism in Eukaryota, Viridiplantae, Streptophyta, Magnoliopsida, Brassicales, Brassicaceae. Bases 132 to 578 code for a protein of 148 amino acids. The record is from RefSeq and is a predicted model, not a curated record.
GAUACUUCAAAAAUACCAAAAAAAAAACAAAUUGUAUUUAUUAAUGAUGGAAGAGCAAAGCAAAUGAGAGACAGAGACACAGUGCCUAUAUCAGAGAGUAAAUUGGUGAAGUGGAUUGAAACACAUAUGCCAUGGAGUCUCCGAGGAACCAUCGUGUCUCUGAGGAGAGUGAGGAAUACAGCAGUUGUGAGUCAGGGUGGACUAUGUACAUAGAAGACGCCUUCCAUGGAAAUGACCAUUCAUCUGUUGUUGUUGAUGAUGAUGAUGAUACACAGGUAAAAGAGACUUAUGAUGGUUAUGAGAACGAUGAUGGUGAUAGUAGUGAUGAUGGAGAAAAUGAAGAGAGUGAUGAUUCAAUGGCUUCUGAUGCAUCUUCGGGGAAUAGCAAACAGUUUCCGAAGAACACCAGCAAACAUGCAGCUAGGAAGAAUGGUUCUAAACAAGUCUACCUUCAAAAACGCCAACACACAGACAAAACAUUCAGCAACGAAGGAGAAAAAUCAGACCUCAAAGCUAGAACAAGAGCAAGCGCAGCUAGUCGAGUCCAAAGUAGAGGCAAGGUGAGCAAAACCAAAUAAUACUCAUGGAGAAGAAGAUAUGGGGGUUCACAAAGAAUCCCAAUCCUGUAAUGAAAAGAGACGUUUCAGGUCUCUCACCAAUCUUGUUGUUUGCCUUUAAUAAGCCAUGUGUAGGUAGUUGCAUUGUUUUCUUUUGCCGGAGUAUGUUUUUUUGGUAGAUGCUGUCCCAAAUAAGUUAUCUGCACGGUUCUCCGUUGGAACCCUGUUAUAUGAUAUGUACCUUGUUCUUCA